Rhodamnia argentea is the source of this 1303-nucleotide messenger RNA. RefSeq names its product LOB domain-containing protein 15. Lineage: Eukaryota; Viridiplantae; Streptophyta; Magnoliopsida; Myrtales; Myrtaceae. The record is from RefSeq and is a predicted model, not a curated record. The transcript is spliced from 3 exons. Bases 354 to 1025 code for a protein of 223 amino acids.
UCUCUCCAAUCUCAUCACAGCAGAGAUUUGCAGUUCGUGCUCACAGCUCUGCAACCACCCCAGUUUCUGAAACUCAACGUACAGUAAUAUCAACCAGAACGGCAAGAUGAGGUCAACCAGAUCACCAAACUUGUUAAACACCCCCCCUUCUUGUUUCAGCUUUCCUACUCAUAUUCCUGUUGCCUCUUUCUAUUUUAAGCUCUGGACCACCUUCCCUGUUCUAUCUUGCCUUUAAAGUUCUCUCUUUUUUCUCUCCUCCUCUUUAUAUCACUUUCUCCUUCCUUCUCUCUCUCUCUCUCUCUCUCUCUCUUUCUCUCAAACUCCACCUCCAUACACAGAGAGAGCAUGCCUGAAUGUCCAGAGAAAGUAGGGAGAGAUUUGAUGAGAUAGGCAAGAAGAUCAAGAGAGACGGAGAUGCUUCUCAUAAUCAGAUUAUGGGAAGGAGACACAUGCUGGGUCCUCCAGGAACCCUGAACACCAUAACUCCCUGUGCAGCCUGCAAGCUCUUGAGAAGGAGGUGUGCUCAAGAAUGUCCUUUCUCUCCUUAUUUCUCUCCCCAUGAACCCCAGAAAUUCGCUUCUGUUCAUAAAGUCUUCGGCGCCAGCAAUGUCUCCAAGAUGCUCAUGGAGGUACCUGAGAGCCAAAGAGCCGACGCGGCGAACAGUCUCGUCUACGAAGCGAAUGUGAGGCUGCGAGACCCAGUUUACGGGUGCAUGGGUGCAAUUUCGGCUUUACAGCAGCAAAUUCAGUCCUUGCAAGCUGAGCUAAAUGCGGUGAGGGCCGAAAUCAUCAAGUUCAAGUAUAGAGAAGCAGGCAUCAUCAAUCCCACUUCUCACAUGACUUUGCUUUCACCGGGUACGGUCUCGAUUGCUGCGCCGCCUCCCACUCCGCCGCCGCAGCCUGUUCCUCCCACGAUGCCACCUCCUCUCCCGCCUACCUCCUCGCCUCCUUCCUUGUUUAGGCAGCCGAGUGGCACAACUGACUACGGCGGCAUUUCCAGCGAGAAUGUCUCCUAUUUUGGUUAAAACUUCUAAACUUACUACCGAAAGAUCUGAUUUUAUUUUUCCUGCCCAAGAAUUAUUCGGAAUAAAAUCGAGAGCACCAUUAGAUUGUUAGCUGAUUUGCUUGGGAUAGGCAACUUUAGUCUUCUUCAUGAUUCAAGACAACCAUAGGGUUAUCACUAUGUUUCGAGUUAAGGAUUAUUAUAUACCUGGUUUCCUUAUCCAUCUCUAGCCAUGUAUGUAAUUUGCUUCAAAACAUAUAUGUCAUUUCUCACUUUUUUAUCUUAUAUACCGAGAGUACU